Rhizopus microsporus ATCC 52813 is the source of this 1638-nucleotide messenger RNA. Its product is annotated as WD40 repeat-like protein. Gene Ontology annotation, cellular component: Pwp2p-containing subcomplex of 90S preribosome; small-subunit processome. Gene Ontology annotation, molecular function: protein binding. NCBI's taxonomy places the organism in Eukaryota, Fungi, Mucoromycota, Mucoromycetes, Mucorales, Rhizopodaceae. Bases 1 to 1638 code for a protein of 545 amino acids. Gene Ontology annotation, biological process: rRNA processing. The transcript is spliced from 5 exons. The record is from RefSeq and is a predicted model, not a curated record.
AUGGUUCAUGUUAAUAAAAAAUUAAAGAAAGACGAUAGCGAACAACAAUUAGAAGAUCUCCUAUUUGGUGACAAUACAGAGGAUCUUUGGUCCAAGACAGGACAAGAAUUAGAGCAGGAGGAAGACGAUGAAGUCGAUGAUACAGAAGUUAACGAUGAAGAAGAUAUUAAUGAAGCAACAUUCUUUUUCGAUUCAGGACCAUUCACUGGAAAUAAUGACGAUGAAGUUGAUUAUGAAGCAGAACAACAAACACAACAAGAAGACACUUCUGAUGAAGAAAGUGAUGAAGAUACUGACAGCGAUGAAGAUAGAUAUGCACUUACCAAAGCAGCAUGGGUAGAUGAUGAUGAUAAAAAAUUACAAAUAUCAUUGAAAGCUGCAAAUAUGACAAAGAAGUUAAGAAACGACAUUGAUGAGGAUGUUAUUGAUGGCGCUGAAUACACUCGAAGAUUACGUAGACAAUUUAAUCGAUUACACCCUAAACCCGACUGGGCUCGACUGCCUUCAGAAACCAAAUCGGAAUCAAGAAAACGCAAGGCAGAUGAUAGCAGUGAUGAAGAGGAGGCAGAAGCCGAUGAUCAGUUAGACGAGGAAACAAGAAUUGAUUUAUUAAAGAGUACAAUGGGCAUCUUAAAUAAGCGAUCUAACUUGAAAGCUAUUCCUCCCAAGAGAUUAGAUAUCAUGCGUUUAAAAGAUGCUAACCGAGCUUCAUUGUCUCAGAGAGGCAUCACAUGUAUUUCUUUUCAUCCUAAUGCACAAGUUAUGUUAGUGGGUGGAUUGGAUAAAGUGUUACGGUUAUUUCAAAUAGACGGCAAAAUUAACCCCAAGAUUCAAUCGGUUAAAUUUAAGGAUAUGCCAAUCUAUCAUGCAGAAUUCCAUCCUUCUGGAGAUGAAAUUGUUGUCAGCGGUAGACGCAGUUACUUUUAUAUAUACAAUAUCCAAACUGGUAUCAUUGACAGAUGUCCUGGUAUCUGGGGCAGGGAAGAAAAGUCACUAGAAGAGUUUUCCAUCAGCCCCUGUGGACGAUACAUUGCUUUCUUGGGUGUCAGUGGUGUCAUUAUUGUCGUGAGCUAUUCAACAAAGAAAUGGUACUGCAAUCUGAAGGUGAAUAAAACAGUAGAAUCGGUCUCUUGGAGCUCAGAUGGAAAUUAUCUCUUUGGCUUUAGUGGUGAAGGACAAGUAUACCAGUUUGACGUUCAAAAUAAAGAAUGUAUGAAGCGAUGGAAUGAUGAAGGCUGUAUCGGACCUUCCGUUAUUCGUGUCAGUCCAGAUGAGAGAUACUAUGCUACAGGAUCAUCUACUGGUAUUGUCAAUGUUUAUGAUAGAUCUGUGCUGGAACCAGAGUCGAUAAACCCCAAGCCUUUCAAGGUGAUCGAAUCAUUAACUACUAGAGUUAACAAUAUAUUAUUUAAUCAUGAUUCCCAACUGAUGGUGAUUUCGAGUCAAUCAAAGAAAGAACAACUUAGAGUGAUUCAUGUUCCAACCGGCACAGCAUACGCCAACUGGCCCACAGAUGGAACACCCCUGAAUACAGUAAAAUGUGUUGCCUUCUCUCCAAAUAGUGAUUAUCUUGCCAUUGCUAAUAAGAAAGGCAAGGUUCUGCUAUACACUUUAAAACAUUAUGCACUUAAAGAUUAG